AUGGCACCGGAUCGCCAAUCCUUGACAACAACAGCGGAUGACAGCCCCCGUGAGUCGAGAAAGCGGAAACGAAAUGGCGAGAGGGCGAGGGUCACUCGGGCUUGCGACCGGUGUAAAAAGAGGAAAAUCAAGUGCAAUGGGAGGCAGCCUUGUGACUUCUGCUUGCGAGCGAAUGCCAGCUGUACAUUUGACUCUGCCUAUGCAAGAGGUCGAGCCCCAUCUAUUCCUUCAGCAUUUGAUGGCGCUGGGGGCAACACCACAGAGAUGAAUGGCAAUCCAAUCGUCGAUGUGAGAAGUCCGUCUGUCUCUGGGCAGAACUACUCUCCCGUACCGACCACAGAGCCAGGCCGACCUACCAGAGGGGUACAACAUCAGAACCUUAUGUCGAGUACUCCAGCACCUGCAUACAUGACAGCUUCAUCUCAAAACUCCCCAGAGCCUUCUCAGACUGAUUUGCAGGGGCAUUAUAUCGGACCUGCAUCCGGUGUCUCUUUUCUGCUCAGAAUCCAGAAGCGCUUGCAUCAGGCCAUCUCAUUCACAGACCCAAACAGUAUCUUUACUUUUGGCGAUGCUCCUCUCCAUCCCCCAGAAUUCGACCCUUCAUUUUGCAUGAUGCUUCCGCGGGAGGAUGCUCAGCGUCUGGUCAACCGAUAUUUUGAUUUUGCAAUGCCCACAUACCGCUUCCUUCACAGACCUACGGUUCAGAAAUGGUUUACCGAGUUUUAUGACACUCUGGGCAUUAUGCGUAACCCGCAAAGUGCUCCAGCCAAGAUUGCAUUGUUGUUUAUUGUCUUUGCACAAGGAAGGGUGUACAUGCCGGACAAUGAUAGGCCGGGUCCGCCUGAUUUGCAUUCUCGGUAUUUUCUUGCAGCCGAACAUCAACUCACCAAAGAAAGAGGCUCAAUCCGUUUGACCAGUGUACAAGCUCGACUCACCCAAUGUUAUUACCUCCUAACUCAAUCUCGUAUCAACCAUUGUUGGAGCCUUUUCGGCACUGUCUCACAUCUAGGGCUAGCUAUUGGGCUCAACAGGAACAGGCGCCCUGACAUCACCAAUGGACUGAGCCCGGUCGAAGCAGAAUGCCGCCGUCGGACCUUUUGGUGCGCCUACACAUUGGACACGUACCUCAGCGUUGCCCUGGGAAGGCCACGGUCGUUUCAUGAUGACGAUAUUGACACGGAACUACCGGUAUGCGUGGAAGAUGACGAGAUAACAUCUUCUCGUGUGAAUAUGUCUACAUCUAGCAAGAGCCAGUCAACUAUGCUUGCUUCAAUUGCACACAUCAAACUUGCUCGUAUCAUUAGCAAGAUACUACGUGAUCUUUACUCAAUCAAACCAAUAUCGGCAAACCGGCGGGCGGUGCUGACGGAGAGAGUCUCGAAGGAUCUGAGUGACUGGCGAGUUGACUUGUCACGGUUUCUGGAUGCCGACUGUUUUACCACGUCGCUUUUGAUGCCGAUUUUCCAACGCCAACGCAACGUGCUCAACCUCACAUACUGGCAUGCUAUCAUUCUCACCCAUCGACCCUUUCUGCUGACCAACUUUACCCGGCUCUCACAGCAAAGUAAGACCACGGGUGAGGGAGAUCCGAGGAUCGAAGAGAGUGUACAGCAGUGUCUGACAGCGGCAAUGAACACCGUCAAUACCAUCGAUGAAAUGACACAAAAUGGACAGAUUUUACGCUCAUUCUGGACCACGGCGUAUUUCGCAUUCACUGCAAAUAUUGUGUUGUACAUCUACGUGAUCCAAAAACGAGCAUCUCCACCAGAUACAUAUGCCGCAUAUUUUGCCGCUGCCACCCGAUGUCAAACUCACAUCUCGAGUAUAGCUGAAAAGGGUUCACUUUCAGAACGGUAUUGUCUAGUCUUGGAGGAAUUACGGAACGAGGCCAUUCGUCAGACAGAACGCAUUCACCAUCCCAUGACAGCCGUGGACGAAAGCGACGGUCAGGCCCAGCAGAAUCGCCCCCAGUCCACAGCGAUACCACUGGACGGCCAACUUGGUGCAUCAACUGACUACACGGAUCUGACGGCAGAUCCUACCAUUGACUUUAGCGAUAUCCCGGAGUCUGCCAUUUCUGACUACUCAGGUUGGGGUCAAUUCGCUUCAAUGGUUUCUUCAGGGUUGGGAAACCUUGAUGUCUUUUUCAACGACGAUCCUUUCAAGCUUUGA
This is a messenger RNA of Exophiala dermatitidis NIH/UT8656, 2172 nucleotides long. RefSeq names its product transcriptional regulatory protein GAL4. Gene Ontology annotation, biological process: positive regulation of transcription by RNA polymerase II; DNA-templated transcription. The record is from RefSeq and is a predicted model, not a curated record. Bases 1 to 2172 code for a protein of 723 amino acids. Gene Ontology annotation, cellular component: nucleus. The transcript is spliced from 5 exons. Lineage: Eukaryota; Fungi; Ascomycota; Eurotiomycetes; Chaetothyriales; Herpotrichiellaceae. Gene Ontology annotation, molecular function: zinc ion binding; sequence-specific DNA binding; DNA-binding transcription factor activity, RNA polymerase II-specific.